GGAGAGAAGUAGAGGCUAAUCCACUCUACGGUGGCCUAGAGGAGUGGUGAAGUCAGACCAGAGAAUUGAGCGUUUCUGUAACUCGGUGUCGUGAUGUCUUUCAAGAGGGAAGGGGACGACUGGAGUCAGCUCAAUGUGCUCAAAAAACGAAGAGUUGGGGAUUUGCUGGCUAGUUACAUCCCCGAGGACGAGGCGCUGAUGCUACGGGAUGGACGCUUUGCUUGUGCUAUCUGCCCUCACCGGCCUGUGCUGGACACCGUGUCAAUGUUGACUGCCCACCGCUCAGGCAAGAAGCAUCUAUCCAGUUUACAGCUUUUCUAUGGCAAAAAACACCCAAGAAAGGAAACGGAACAAAAUCCAAGGCAGCAGAAUGAAUUGAUCAGGGAAGAAGCCAAAGCUGAGGCUCCUCUGCUAACCCAGACUCGACUUAUUACCCAGAGUGCCCUGCACAGAGCUCCCCACUAUAACAGUUGCUGCCGCCGGAAGCACAACUCUGGAUGGAUUCCAGAUGGACAAGGUCGAUGGAGAAAAGAUGAAAAUGUUGAGUUUGAUUCUGAUGAGGAAGAACCCCCUGAUCUGCCCUUGGACUAACACCCUCUUUCCCCAUUCAUUUCACAAAUAAACUCCGCUGAGCGCUGGGAGCUUAACUUUG
Molecule: messenger RNA, 652 nt
Organism: Dipodomys ordii (Ord's kangaroo rat)
Lineage: Eukaryota; Metazoa; Chordata; Mammalia; Rodentia; Heteromyidae
Gene: Scnm1
Product: sodium channel modifier 1
Exons: 6
Coding region: 94-591 (165 amino acids)
Biological process (GO): RNA splicing
Cellular component (GO): nucleus
Source: RefSeq, a predicted model, not a curated record